Glycine soja is the source of this 878-nucleotide messenger RNA. RefSeq names its product mavicyanin-like. The record is from RefSeq and is a predicted model, not a curated record. The transcript is spliced from 2 exons. Lineage: Eukaryota; Viridiplantae; Streptophyta; Magnoliopsida; Fabales; Fabaceae. Bases 87 to 659 code for a protein of 190 amino acids. Gene Ontology annotation, cellular component: plasma membrane. Gene Ontology annotation, molecular function: electron transfer activity.
AUCAUAACAAUGCUCAAACAAGAUCCUGACAAUCUCCAAAAUAGUGGUAGUAACCAGAAGGCUGAGAGCAAAGAAAAAACCAAACAAUGGGGCACAAGAACACAAUUUUCUUGGCACUUAUAGCUACCUUGAUUGCAAAGGAAGCCUUUGCAGCACAACAUGUAGUUGGUGGAAGCCAAGGCUGGGAUCAAUCCACAGACUUUAAGUCAUGGACUUCAGGCCAAACAUUCAAGGUUGGAGAUAAACUUGUUUUCAAGUACAGUUCUUUUCAUAGUGUGGUUGAGCUAGGCAACGAGAGUGCCUACAAGAAUUGUGAUAUUAGCAGUCCGGUGCAGUCCUUGAGCACUGGCAACGAUGUUGUGAAACUGGACAAGCCAGGUACAAGGUACUUCACUUGUGGUACCUUGGGCCACUGUAGUCAAGGAAUGAAGGUGAAGAUUACCAUACGAAAAGGGAAUGCUCCUUCCCCCGCAUUGUCACCGGCAACAUCUCCGUCACUGUCACCAUCACUGUCACCAUUAUUGUCAUCAACAUCAUUAUCAUCACCACCAUCAUCUUCUUCUCCUACAAAUACUAAUGCAUCUUCGGCCUCACAAUGCUUCACCUCUUUUAUGUUCAUUGUUGCAUUAUCGGUCACCAUAAUGGUGUCAUUGUUUUAAUCGAUAAUGUGAAAGAUGGAUUUAUAAAUGUUAAAAGUACGUAUAUAAACUUGUGGGCCAUGGUGGCAUGGAAUUUUAAUUUAUCUCGGUUGUAUUCACCUAAUUCGAAGCAAGUUUGUCCCUGAUUGAGCUGGUUACGAGGCAGAGGAGGGGCAUGCAUAUGCUUUUCGUGUAAUAUUAAAUGUACGUGUAUAUCAAUGAUAUUUUUUUUUCCUUGUA